AUGGAGCGAAAUUCGCUUGAGGUAGAUACAGCGGCUGCGGUUGAUACCACUGAUAGUAAAGGGGGAAAUCGUGAUUUUGGCAUGGACUCUUGGGUGGGAGAAUCGUUCUUCGGUUUACAUAAGCAUGGCUUCAAUAUAAACAUUUUGAACUCCUUAUUUCCUGAGCAAGAGGAAAGGACUAUGAAGAGAUCACUCAAUGCUGUGUGA
This is a messenger RNA of Sungouiella intermedia, 207 nucleotides long. The record is from the annotation of a GenBank genome assembly. Lineage: Eukaryota; Fungi; Ascomycota; Pichiomycetes; Serinales; Metschnikowiaceae.